Messenger RNA from Coprinopsis cinerea okayama7#130, 1641 nucleotides. RefSeq lists its product as hypothetical. Gene Ontology annotation, biological process: microtubule-based movement; microtubule cytoskeleton organization. The transcript is spliced from 5 exons. Gene Ontology annotation, cellular component: cytoplasmic dynein complex; centrosome. NCBI's taxonomy places the organism in Eukaryota, Fungi, Basidiomycota, Agaricomycetes, Agaricales, Psathyrellaceae. Gene Ontology annotation, molecular function: dynein heavy chain binding. The coding region runs from base 1 to 1641 and encodes 546 amino acids. The record is from RefSeq and is a predicted model, not a curated record.
AUGGACAACUCUCGACCUUCUUCACCGGAAGCGCCCCCUGAAAACCUCUGGGACUCGAUCCUCAACUCGGUCUCCACGUCGCGCUCGAUACCUGCAAAGCAGAUCAUCCUCCUUGGCCAACCUUCAACUGGCAAAUCUACGAUUGCGUCUGCUUUGUUGCAGAAAAACGUUUCGGAUGAGAAUAAAGACGAUGGGCGAAUAGAUUUUGCUGUUGGGUAUGAAUUUGCGGAUGUCAAGGACGAGGAAGAUACCCUUGCGAGGCUAUCGGUGUAUACAGUGCCCUCGUCAUCACACUCGUACACGAACUUGUUGCCACACUUUGUUCCUCCCAGGACUGCUCUUCCGCACACCUGUGUCGUGAUCGUGCUGGACUGGACGCGACCGUGGACGUUUAUCGAGGAGUUGCAAUCUUGGUUGCAAUGGGUGGAAGAUUGGGCCAAAGGAGAUGGGUCUAGAGAAGUAGAGAUUGUGCGAGAGGAAAACCGUGAACGACUUCAAUCACAUCUUCAGCAUUAUACUGAGCCAUCUAGUGAUCCUCAGGAAACCUCUACGUCUACUCUGUCAAGUACCCUAUUGCCAUUAGGACCUGGCACUCUUACACAUAAUGCGUCGGGUGUUCCGAUUAUCGUUGUCUGCAGCAAGGCAGAUCUCAUCGACGACGGUCCUGAGAUCGCUGCAGGCGCCAUGGUAAAAGGAAAGGGCGGAGAAUGGGAAGAGCGGACUGACGGUAUCAUGCAAGUUCUCCGGACCAUUUGUUUGAAGUAUGGUGCUGGCCUGCUAUACACGACGCCCCUUCCUGAAACGCUUCAAAUCCUUCGGCAAUACGCGCUUCAUUUGCUUUUCAUGCCACCUGCCCCAUCACCAGGAAUGGAGGCCCAGGUUCCUAUGAAAAACAUCUUCCCUUUCCAGCAUAAGCCUAAUACCCUCGAUCGGGACCACAUUCUCGUACCCGCAGGCUGGGAUAGCUGGGGUAAGAUUGGGGUCCUUAGGGAAGGAUUUGAUGCCAAACUAUGGAAUGAAGCCUGGGAGAGGGAUCUCGAAGGAGAUCAGCAAAGCACGACAGAACCGGGUGCCCAAAAGCUAUACGCGGCCUUUGUACCAGAUCAGGGCUCCAAGCCUCCCCCUCUUCCUCCCUUCAACAACCCAGUGCCCGAACAGACUUUUCUCGCCAAACACUACGACGAGAAUGCGAAGAAGUCGGACAGGGAUCCCCGCGGUGCCUUCAGGAAUCCUGCGGAUGCUGCAGCGGGUAUCGUCGGCCCUCUUGGCAGCAGCAGCUUCAGUCUGCCAAACGUGGAGCGUGCGCUGUCAGAGAUGGAGUCUGCGAUUGGCCCUUCAGGUACCAACUUAGGAGCGAGCACUGCAGGCCGACUGGGCUCGCGUCCUGCAGCGGCUGCGGGACGGCCUGCUGGUCUCUCUGGGUUACCGCCAUCGAUGUCCCCCACCAGUGCUUCGACUCGCGGACCCGGAUCUCCUCCAAUCGGCUCUACGAGCCCUAAUGCAGGCCAGACCCAGCAUGAGGUUCUGCAGAACUUCUUCCAGAGUUUACUGAACACCAAGGAUCGGACCGGACCCAGUGUACGGAGCGCAACGCCAAGAACAAACGGAAACGCCAACGGUUUGGACGAAGACAAUUCAUAA